Funneliformis caledonium is the source of this 615-nucleotide messenger RNA. NCBI's taxonomy places the organism in Eukaryota, Fungi, Glomeromycota, Glomeromycetes, Glomerales, Glomeraceae. The record is from the annotation of a GenBank genome assembly.
AUGCAAGGAAAAAAAGUUACGAAAGAUGAUAACAAUCACAAGAAUCAUGCAAAUCAAUCCAUCAUGGAACAAUAUAAGUUAACGAGCACACAUAAUACUUUCACUUCUUCCGGUCAUAAUGCACAAAGAAAAGAGGAAUCUAAUGUAAAUGAGCCACCUGAUAAUUCUUUACCAAAGAAAAUGCCAAAUUAUCACAAGAUGUCAACUCUCGAAUUGAAGAAUGCCGUGGCAAAAUAUGGAGUUAAACCUUUAAGCAAAUCCGCCAUGAUUCAUCAAUUGGCCCUUAUUUGGAACUAUUUACAUCGAAAUAAUUAUUUAGAUUUAGAAGAUGAAUCACCAGAUCAUGAAGAGAUUAUAUCGGAUGCUGAAAAUAUUUUGCCGACCAAUGUUUGCUUAAUGAAGGCAUCUAACCAAGUUAAUUCAUCAGAUAACAUUGUUUGCGUUAAAGAUUACCCAGAAUUAUCAGUUAAUACCAAACGAAAAAUAAAAAAUUAUAUAAUAUCAAAGUAUUAUGAGAAGAUCUUAAGAUAUGAGGAGAUUGUUGAUCAGGGAAUUCUAUGCACCGAAAAACAAUUACAACAUUACUUGGACAUGCUUGUAAUUAUGUAUUUUUAG